Messenger RNA from Letharia lupina, 2898 nucleotides. RefSeq lists its product as uncharacterized. The record is from RefSeq and is a predicted model, not a curated record. The transcript has 3 exons. Gene Ontology annotation, molecular function: protein binding. NCBI's taxonomy places the organism in Eukaryota, Fungi, Ascomycota, Lecanoromycetes, Lecanorales, Parmeliaceae. Bases 1 to 2898 code for a protein of 965 amino acids.
AUGGCAUACUGGCAAGAGCAAGAAGCCAAGGCUCGCACAGAUCUCGCGAGUCGAGCCCUAGCAUGGCUGCAACUAGGAUCUCGGGCCUCAGACUCUACACCCAGGUGGGAGAAGGGAACUUGCGAGUGGAUUUUUCAGCACCCGGCCUUCGAAACCUGGUCUGCGGAGAAUUACAGGAGACCGCUGUGGAUAUCGGGGAUACCAGGUUGUGGGAAAUCAGUCAUGGCACGAUUCCUGGCUGCAAACGCCACUACUAAUAUUACUCUCACCCAUUUCUUUCAAAGCUCAGUGGAUUUAAGCUCAUCGCGAGCGACUGCUCUUGUCAUCUCCAUGCUUUCCCAGAUCUUGGAAAGCGAUAUUACACGCUCACAACCGGAUCUCAAACCAGCCCUUACCAGCAUCGUCCCAUUGUUUGACCAUUUCAGAUGCGGACAGGACUGUCCAUUCUUGCGAUUAUGGCCAGUAUUGGAAACAGUCCUUUCCAACAUGCCAGAUUACACUUUAAUAGUUGACGCACUGGAUGAGUGCAACGAUCCAGAAAACAACGAUCCUCUGAUCCAGCGCUUACUCCUUUUGGGGUCAAUGGCCAAUUCUCGCAUCAUAUUCCUCUCCCGCUUCCACGCGAGGUUUGAGGGACCGCUCAGAGUCUCUGUGAAUCUGGCUAUGGACUCGUCGACAGUGGGUGCAGACAUCAUACAGUUUGUCCGACAAGAGAUAUCCCGAGAUGCCCGACUUCAGCCGCUUCAGUCCCAGAUCCUUGCAAAAGUUGAAGACUCGAGUCAAGGAAUGUUCCUGUGGGCAAAACUUAUGCUUGACGAUUUGAGCCGUGCGCCGAGCAACAACGUCCAGGCCCGUCGUCUUGCAGGCUUUCCCAGAGGUUUAGACAGUGUCUAUACCGAGUAUCUGCGCGAGGGAACCGAGACACUGCGCCCCGAAGAGCUCGCUUUACGACGUGAGAUUUUUAUUAUCCUGGUCGGAGCUGUGCGUCCACUCACGGUGGAUGAAGUAUCGUGUGCAAUUGCUUUGAAGCCAUCUUGCCAACUUGAUGAGAAUGAUCUGCUCUUAGACCCGAAGCACGAAAUUCUGCGACUGUGCUGGCCAUUAGCAAUGGUCACCGGAGAUUUUGUGCAACUGAUACAUAUGUCUGUCAAAGAAUUCCUCCUGUGGCCAUCAGAAGAGGCGACAGAGAUGCAAGGAAGGCUUAACCUGACAACCGGGGAAUCAAACAUUUACCUUGCUCGAAAAUGCCUCAGUAAGCUGAGUCAAGAGACCUGUGGAUCGCUUCACCGAAUCGGAGCCAUGAUCCAGAAAAACGCGUUCUCAAGCACAGCGGCGGCAGCACUCGAAAACUUCGAGUGUUACAAGAAUAGUGUAUUUUAUGAAUACGCCUCCUUGGGUUGGCAUCAUCAUCUGACAUCAGUCCCCAACCCCAAGAUCGCCGAUUUGGUUCAAUUGCGAGACUUUCUGCAGGAUAACUAUUUCGUGUACUGGGCGGAAGCGCUAUACGAGUGGAAGUCUCAGGACGACAUGGGCCCAGCAUUGGAGGUGAGAGCCUCGAUUCAGUCUUGGCUUGCUCUACUUCCAUCAAAGCUCAGAGAAUUGGCGCCAGUGGAUUCAUAUUUCAUUGCAGCCUAUGAGUCUGUUCGUCAGCAAUAUGACGUUGCUGAUGAGUAUGAUAAGAGUCUCCCGUUCUUAUGCCUCUUCCGUUUGGGAGAAUAUGCGAACCUUGGUGACACGCCAGAGAAGUCAUACAUGUUUUAUCGGCUAUUGGCCCGAGGCCUCAAGGAUACUUUUGGUGCUGAGAACCCUCUGACAAUGAAAGCCACCUAUCAUCUAGCAAGAGAGCUCCUCUCACAAGGCAACAUGCUAGAAGGGGAACGUUUGCUUUCUACAAACGGAGAGAUGCAAGAUCAAGUCUUGGGUCCGGACCAUCCGGAUCACGUCAUGAGCCUAGAAUACAUCAGCUAUGCCCAGUGGCAAAUCAACAGAUAUGAAGAAUCCGCACGAGGCCAAGCGAAGGCACAAGCGGGGCUGCAACGCCUAUGGGGUCCCUUGAAAAAAGAGGUCCUGAAGAGCAAACUAUUUCUGGGAUACGCUCUACAAGCCCAACGAAAGCUUGAGGAAGCGUUGGAUAUUUUUGAUGACAUAUGGAAGAUUUGGCUGCCGGUAAUGGGACCGGACAACCCCCUUUCUCUAAUGGCGCAGUGCUCCAUGGGUGCCAUCUAUCGAAAACGAAGAAUGUACCAAAGAGCGAAGCAGCACCUGACUGCAAACUUCGCGGCCCGACAGCGCGUGUUUUCGCUCAAACUUGCCGUGACAAUUGACUCCGGCCUCCAGCUGGCACUUCUGUACCGGGAGACUCGGUGUCUAGAAGAGGCCAAAGGGCUAUUAGACCUCAUUUCUUCCUCAGGGACCAUAGACCAAUGGUUCGAGCGUGUGUGUCAGGUGUCACACAUACAAGCUUUACUGUGCAUGGACCGGGGGAACGCUGAAGGUGCCGUGGAAACACUCAGAGCUAUCCUCAUCGCCGCGAGCGCUAAAGGCCGUGAGGCGAACAAUCGCGAACUCCUCUGGGUGCGGCUCACCUUGGCGGAUCUUUUGCGUUUGCAAAACUGCUACGACGAAGCCUUGCUGCUUUUUUCGAACCUUGUUAGGCAUCAGGAGGUGGAGGCUAGCGACUCACGGCCCUUGAAGAAGGCGGACUCCGAGUCUCGACCACAAUUGGAAAUAGCAGAGCGGGCGCUGAGGUUGAUUAGAGAUGCGGAUACCCAGGCGGCUGAGAACCUUUUGGAGAAGAAUGAGUUAGAAUGGGUACGGCCACAAGAUUUCUGGAUUAUAUUUGGCGGCGAAAUCACAGACACCGCAUGGAUCAAUGACCCGGUAAUGGAGACUGCUUAG